AUUAUUUUAAAAGAUAAGCUUUCAUACAUCCAUGCAUGUUGACUUAGAAGCUUGUAUACUGUUCCGUACGGUUACCCCUUGUUUAUGCCCCGUUUGGCAUGCCUUUUAAAAAUAAGUGUUUUCUUAGAGUUAAUACAGAAAUGCGUACAAGCAAAGCUAAUGAGAUAUAGUUUCUCUUUGAAUCUCUUCUUAAAGGAGAAGCAAAUUCAAAUGCCCUCUCAAACGACGUCUGAAUAUAUAUCUUGGGCCAGAAAAAGCCAUGCCGUUUCUUGGGUUGCACGUUUCUCUGUUUUCAUAAAAAGCCCAAUCAAAGUGCCUUUCUAAAGAAAAUAAUACAACCAAAGCAGUAGAACAAGAGCAUCUUGGCAAUUACUGCAAAGUCACGUCAGUUUGCAACGUCUUGGAAUUGUGAAAAGCUCAAGUCAUUUGAUAUUGAUAUGUAUCCCAAGAGUAAUGUGAUCUUUCCAAAAAAACUUUGAUAUAUUGGCAACAAUCAACCAGCUACAUACAUACAUGAUGUCAAAACAAAAAUCAGCCGGCAGAACUUUAGCAUUUUUAUUUUCUAUUUUUAUACUGGGGUGGGGAUUCAAACUCUUGGAUUUGACAGUUAAAUAGUUACUAUGCUUUAAGAGCUUUUUGAAGUGAAGACAAGCAAGCAUACAAAAAGAUAAUAACGCAUUAACAUGUGCAAUUGUGCAUUUCAUAAGUUCAUAACUUGUCGAUUUCACAAAGCAAUAAAUAAAUAAAUAAAUGGUCUUUUACUCUCAGUAGUGAUAAAUAACCAGUUGGAUAAGUAUAUCGGUACUAAUUAACUAGUAACGACAUAUCAACAAUUAUAAAAUAAAAUAAAAUAAAAACCUUGAAUUGAAAUAAUUGAACUUUAUCACAUUAAAUUUAAAGCAAAAACCAAAUAUACUGAAAACAAGUUAUACAGAAUAAUUGCCAAAUAGUAACUGUCCUGAAAUACUGAGUCCUGUUUGACUGUUAAAGGGUUAAAUUUUCCAACCAAUCAAAUGCGGAAAAUGCUCUGAUCUCCACUGCACAACGCAAAGUUGGUUAUAUAUAGAGAGUUUCUCCUUACAUACCCAGCUUAUUAAGACAAAAUUCUUGAUUAGUUUGAUAACACCAAAUCCUUAAAUAGAGAUCGAAAAGAAAGCAAAUUAACUUGGAAAAAUCAUGGCAAGCUUUAGCCUGGUUACCAGCCUCCCAAAAUUUGCUCAUGUUGGAGGAACAAUUGCAAGGAGAUGUAUGUACAAACCCAGCAGUGUCUUUUUGCCUGUUGCCCAUAGACGCAUGCAAACACAGGCACGCUCACAUCAAGAAGCUUCAGCAGCAAAAGCCAAAGAAGCAGUACAAGAAGGGGUAAAGCAAGCCAAGGAGACUGGUCAAAAUAUCAAAGAUACUGCUGCCUCUGCUGCUGACAAUGUUACCCAAAAGGCUAAAGAGAUGGCAGGAAAGGUGAGUGAAACAGCCCAAGAUGUGGCGGAGAAAGCAAAGCAGACAGCGCAAGACGCUUGGGGAACUGCUAAAGACACAGCCCAGAAGGCCAAAGAUACCGUGAUAGGCAAGGCUGAAGAGUCUAAAAAUUGUGUCCAAGAAAAAGCCGAGCAAGUGAAAAAGACCAUGAAUUAAUUAAUUCAUGCCCUUUAGAAUAUUAAAGCUCAUCUCUGGAGAUUUUAUUUGUUUGUUUUUUCUUCCCUUUUAUAUCUCCAUUGAUUAAUGGGGGCUACAUUUCAGUUUGAUUUAAUCAUUUUUUUUAUUUUUUAUUUUUUAUUUUUGAAUUUUCAAUUCAAGAUAUAUAUAUAUAUAUAUAUAUAUAGUGGGGUGUAUGUAGUUUUUUGCCUUUAUUUUUUUCAUGUCAGAUGUAGAAGGAAAUGCUACUUCUUACUUCUCAGCGUGCUAAUAAAUCCUUUCUCAUCUGUAAAACUACUGCGCAUUACUGAACUGGGUUUAAUGAGAUCUGAGCUGUAAUAUCUCUGUUUAUCAGUUUAUGAUUCAUGCUUGAUGACAACGGUGAUUUUUUU
Molecule: messenger RNA, 2024 nt
Organism: Ziziphus jujuba (common jujube)
Lineage: Eukaryota; Viridiplantae; Streptophyta; Magnoliopsida; Rosales; Rhamnaceae
Exons: 3
Coding region: 1177-1632 (151 amino acids)
Source: RefSeq, a predicted model, not a curated record